This is a messenger RNA of Amphibalanus amphitrite, 4852 nucleotides long. RefSeq lists its product as uncharacterized. Bases 717 to 1652 code for a protein of 311 amino acids. The record is from RefSeq and is a predicted model, not a curated record. The transcript has 6 exons. Lineage: Eukaryota; Metazoa; Arthropoda; Thecostraca; Balanomorpha; Balanidae.
CCAGUCUGACGGCCGACGGCGCCGGCGGAGGGUGUGUACGAGACGCGAGGACGUCAGACGGACGGACCGGAUGAGGGUGUCUGUCGACAGCUGGUGGCCGCAGGUGGAAAUGUGAUAGGAGGAAAUCGUGACACUGUGGAAACAGGAGUUGGAAACCGUGACGCUGUGAGGGCAAAAGCCGGAACUUGUGAUGCUGUGAGGACCGGCGGUGAAAAUCGUGAGCACCGGAGGUAGAAUCUGUGAGGACCGUCGGUGGAACCUGUGAGGACCGGAGGUAGAAUCUGUGAGGACCGGAGGUAGAAUCUGUGAGGACCGGAGGUAGAAUCUGUGAGGACCGGAGGUAGAAUCUGUGAGGACCGGAGGUAGAAUCUGUGAGGACCUAAAUAAUCUGUGAGGACCGGCGGUGAAAUCUGUGAGGACCUGUAGAAACUGUCAGGACCGCAGGUGAAAGCUGUGAUUGUGGGGACCGGAGGCGGAAACUGCGACAGGUUGAGGAAUGGAUAGUAGGUGACAACUGUGAUACUGUGAGGGACGGAGGUGAAAACUGUAAUACUGUGAAAACUUAGACCAAGCACGGAUCGGAAUUGGUCACGGGAUUUUAGCCUCACGGUCCAAACGUUUGGUUAACUCAGCUCCGGGCGGCUGGGACAGCCGGGACAGCUCGAGCCGGGACAGAUCGAGCCGGGACAGCUCGGCCGGGACAACUCGGCCGGGCGAUGGCCGUCUACCAGUGCCGAAAAGGCCGCUCGCUGGGCCUGCUGGCCGGCGCAGCGUUCCUGGCCGUCUGUCUGCUGAGCGGCAGGCAAACGGAGCCCUCAGAGGAUGCCGUCACUGUAAUUCGGGCGCACCUGCAGCCCACCUUCUCCUCCGCCGGCGCCCGCUCCCCGUAUAGUCCCCCGGAUCUCUCGCUGAAGGAGGCGCUCGAGGCGCGCGUGCUCGCCCUCCGAGCUCACUGCGAGAGGAAGGAGAAGGACGGCGAGACCCUGCAGCACAAGCAGUCAAAGCUGGAGUCUGCCCUGCGCCGACAGCGGGGUCAACUCGCCUGGUGUGCUCAUCCGCUCACCAUGGACACACACAUGACGGACAACCUGGAGCGGCUGGCUGACGAGAACAGUAACACAGAGAUCCGGAUAGACCGGGAUAACUACUUCUCCAUGCCGGAGGCAGAGGACGGAGGAGACAGAGGGGCCGCCGGCAUGGCCUGGCACAUCGUGGAGCACCCGCUGCUGGUGCUGACCCGGGCCUACCUGGAGCUGAGGGACGGACACACCAGAUGGACGGUGCCGGCCGGCCAGAGGACCGGGCCCGCCGUCUCGCUGGCCGAGGUGCUCGAGCUGGCCGUCACCGACGACCCGCUGCCCCCUGCGGCCGACACCUGCGCCGUCUGCAACCACCGGUACGACUUCGUGCUGCACGCCGCCGAGCUGGACACGGAGGUGGCGUUCCUGGCCUCCGAGAUGGGCUGGCGGAACACGUGGAGGCCGCUCCCGGAGUCGGCGGACUCCCGCGAGACGGUGGUGCGCGAGCUGGCGCGGCAGCUGCCGCUGGUGCCGCGCCACCUGCUGCGCCGCGUCAAGCAGCGGUUCCGCCGCGAUCUGAGUCUGUACGGGUUCCGGAUGGACCUGGACACACUGCUGGAGGCCGCUCAGUGAGCCGGCCCAGUGUGUCCGGCCCGGAUGGACCUGGACACACUGCUGGAGGCCGCUCAGUGAGCCCCGGCCGGUGGCGGGUCCGCGGGACGGCGGGACGGACGCUCCCGGGCCGGUGCAGCUGGUGAUGGCCGGGCGGAACCCGAGAUCUGUGAACGCUCUAAGCAGAAUGGACCGUAAACUGAUGAGACUGUAGGGAAAACGGCACGUUUGACGUGCUCUCAGAUGGUGUUACCACUGUAUAUGCAUUUAUGAUGUCGCAGUACUUUGUCGAACUGCAAGUCUUAAGGCCCAAAAUGUACUUCAGACAGCAUUCUUCCAAAAUUUGCUUCACAAAAUACUCAAAUAAUGACCGUUCCAAGACAACACAUACCAUCGAGACAGUAGGUACCGGGAGUUCCUAAAUAAACAGACGAUUUUAAAAGUCAUUUAUUUCCAGUUCCAAUGACAAAAUCCAAUGAAAACCAUAACUGUUGUAUAGCACAGUCAAUGCUAUUUUAUAUUGGUCUGAUCACUGUCUCACUGGCCACUCACUGAUGGCGGCAGAGCACAUGCUCCAGAUGCUCUCCCUUCCGCUCCAGGCACAGAACGGCGCGGCUCCGUGCCGACUCCAGCGCGGCCCGGCAUAUCUCGGGUCGCACUCGGCGGACUGCACAGGUCACAGCUUCUUUGAGCUCCUCUAAGGUUCCCGGGUUGUUCCUGUACACCUGGUCCUUAAGGUGACCCCAGAGGAAGAAGUCACAUGGCGUCAAGUCGGGUGAGCGCGCGGGCCAGCUGUGCACCUCUCCCCGUGAGAUCAGCCUCUGACCAAAGCGGUCGCGCAGCCAUUUCCGGGUGGCGCCGGCCGUGUGCGCGGUGGCGCCGUCCUGCUGGAACCACUGGCUGUCCAGCUGCUGUGUAGCGCCGCCCAGCUUCCGCCUCAGCGCAGUCCAAAACCUGCUGAUGACCUUCCGGUACCGCUGUGCGUUAACCGUUACAGUGGCCCCAGCGCUGUCCUCGAACCAGAAAGGGCCAAUCACGCCCCUGCUGCUGAUCGCACAAAACGCAGUGCACUUGGCGCUGUGCAGAGGGGCUUCAGCGACGACAUCUGGCAGGUCGGUCGACCAGAACCGAAAGUUUUGAAAGUUCACACGUCCAUCGAGGUGAAAAUUCGCUUCAUCGGUGAACCAGAUCUGGUGGAGAAAGUCGCUAUCGUCGUCGCAGUUCCUCAGAAACCAGCCGCUGUACAGCAUUCGUGCCUGUUUGUCGGACUCCGUCAGUGUUUGGUGAACAGACACCUAAACACUAGCUGACAGUCAGUCCUGGCCAGCCGUUGAGCCGUUGUCUUGCUGCAGCCCAGCUCCUGGCUCAGCCGCCUCAGGGACUUGUUGGCACUCCGCUGGAGAGCCUUCUGGGUCUUUUCCACGUUGUCAGGUAUUCGUUUUGUCUUCUUUCGGCCGCAUCGACCCUUCCUGAGGUUCUCAACACUGCCAUGGGCCAGAAACUUCUCCACCAAACUCAAAAUAACAUUUCUCGAUGGUGCUUUCCGGCUCUUAAAAAACCGCCGAUAUUUACGUUGUGUACCGACAAUAGAUUUUGUCUCAAUAUAUAAGCGUAUGACUUUUGUUUUUUCGUCUGUACUGUAUGGUUUCAUGGUGACAAGUGAUUGAAACUGGUAUCACACAAAAAGCAAUGAACGUGCUUUCAGCACGUGCACUUUUAUUAACAUAAUUUUAAUCACAGCCACCGCCAGAGGGAAAUUAAAAUCGUCUGUUUAUUUAGGAACUCCCGGUAUUAUCCAGUGUGACGAGGCAGUAUUAUGACGUGUGCGUGUUCGAAGAGUGUUAUCGACGUGCUAACAGCGCUCGUCUGGACUCCGACCGCCUGGCAACGGAGCCUUGAACGAAACAGACGCCAGCAGUGGCUAUACAUUAUUGAACUAGUUACGACGCUAUCUGGCCGCUCAGUUGGCUUUGAAUGAAUUUAGCAUAGCUGUUGUGCCCAGUUUCUUGUGUAAGCCAUGUCUAUACAGAUAUAUACUGGACAGGGACCUUCUAUAGUGGUAUCCAAUGUGAACAGGGCCACCGUUUGAGCAGAUAAGGUCUGUUGAUUGUGGCAACACCCAUUUGAUGGGCUAUGGAUUUGAUUUAGGUGGUAUAGCCGCUGCGAAUUUCAAGUGCCGUUUGCAUAACAGUGUCGAUUGUGGAUUUCCACAUUUGUAGGCCGUUUGUGGACGAGGACCGUUUGUGUACAGGGAGUGUUUGUGGACAUGGACUGGUUGUGCACGCCGGACGGGGACCGCUGUUGUGGGCAGGACCCGCUUAUGGACAUGACUGGUUGUGGUUACGGGUUUAAAGUCGCGGGUCGUGUUACGGCGAGAUGGCUCUAAAACUGGAGAAGAGAUUGUGACAGGGGUGGAGCUUCCUAUUCACUUGGUGGGGCGCCUGCCCCACCAACUUGCCAUUUUGCCCCACCAAUAAGCGUUUUGCCCCACCAACUUAAGCCGAUUUGCAGGACUUUACUGCUUAGCAAACCUAUGUUUUUCGCAUUGAGGAGCUUUGAAAUGUCUGUGUAAUGCAAAAUAUUAUCUCUGUAAUGAAAAGAAUUGAUUCAUUGUUGAAUUUUAUCUAACUUAACAAUCGGACAUUGUAGGUUUGACAACUUUUUGCCCCACCAACUUUCCUGGAAAAGCUCCACCCAUGGAUUGUGAUACGUUAUGUGAUGCGCUAUAGGUACAUAUACAUAUAAGCCGUCUCUAUCGUGAAAUGCUGCUGACUAGUACAAUAAGAACUCUCUAAGAGUACUUCUAACUAAGUGAAGCGGCGAGGGCGCAUGUAAAGUGUCCAUUGGUGAUGCUAUACCGUGUGUCUGUCGUCUGACACUGCUUUGGACGGUCCCGAGGUUCGCCCCGGAGGACACUAGCUGUUAGACCCGUCAGCCAUUUACACUGUAUCAGCCGUCUUGGGUAUCGACUGUUACGGGCAAUGUGCUUACUCGGGCAGUACAUUCACACUGUAUCAGCCGCUGCCGUCUUGGGUAUCGACUGUUACGGGCAAUGUGCUUACUCGGGCAGUAUGCGACUGCCAUCUGCUGAGAGAGGGGCCCGACCCCCUGGCUUAACCUUCCGUCCAUAUUCGACCCAGUGAGUGGUCGGCUCGGCUGCUGCGUUAUCUCGUGAUUGUGUGAUUCCUUAUUAUUUAUUGAAUACAUUUUUACAAAACGUU